AUGAAGUUGCACUACAUCGGAAUCUUUCGCAAUGACAGCAAGCCAGCACACGAGAUUGUCGCCGAGAAAGAGCUGAGCGCAUAUUCACGCUUCACCCGCUCCAACUAUGCCGAAUUUAUGACAUUUACUUCCAAGACCGUCGCCGAGCGGACCAAGGCGAAGUACACAUUCCACGCAUACGGACGUACGGAAGGGAUCUGCGGCAUCAUCAUUUCAGACCACGCCUACCCGGCCCUCGUGGCGCAUCAGCUACUUUCCAAAGUGGUUGACGAGUUCUUGGCCAAGCACCCGCGCUCCGCCUGGGCGACCGGCACCCCGAGCCUACCCUUUCCUGAGCUCAAGGAGUACAUCAACACGUAUCAGGACCCGCACGCUGCCGACAGUAUUCUCAAGAUCCAAAAGGAGCUCGACGAGACCAAGAUUGUGCUGCACAAGACCAUCGAGUCGGUGCUUCAGCGUGGAGAGAAGAUUGACGACCUUGUUGCCAAGAGUGACGGGUUGAGUGCUCAGAGCAAAAUGUUUUACACGCAAGCAAAGAAGCAGAACUCGUGCUGCAUUGUCAUGUGA
Molecule: messenger RNA, 567 nt
Organism: Pyricularia pennisetigena
Lineage: Eukaryota; Fungi; Ascomycota; Sordariomycetes; Magnaporthales; Pyriculariaceae
Exons: 5
Coding region: 1-567 (188 amino acids)
Biological process (GO): endoplasmic reticulum to Golgi vesicle-mediated transport
Cellular component (GO): Golgi apparatus; membrane
Molecular function (GO): SNAP receptor activity
Source: RefSeq, a predicted model, not a curated record